Penicillium antarcticum is the source of this 3324-nucleotide messenger RNA. RefSeq lists its product as uncharacterized. Gene Ontology annotation, molecular function: carboxy-lyase activity; thiamine pyrophosphate binding; magnesium ion binding. The transcript has 7 exons. NCBI's taxonomy places the organism in Eukaryota, Fungi, Ascomycota, Eurotiomycetes, Eurotiales, Aspergillaceae. The record is from RefSeq and is a predicted model, not a curated record. The coding region runs from base 1 to 3324 and encodes 1107 amino acids.
AUGGGAGUUGGAGAGCUCUCCGCAUUGAACGCCAUAGCUGGCGCCUUCGCUGAGUAUGUGCCGGUUAUUCAUAUUGUCGCCAAGCCAGGCACCAAUGCACAAAUGGGUAGACAUUGUGUGCACCAUACGCUGGGUGACGGAGAUUUCACAGUAUUUGAAGAAAUGAGCCGCAAGGUCUCUUGUUUGGUUGUCAAUAUAAACAAUGCACAGGCAGCACCUUCCCUGAUUGACGAAGCAAUCCGCACAUGCUGGGUCCAGAGUCGUCCUGUGACUAUCUUCAUUGACUGUGACAUGGUCCAGGUUCCGAUAGAUCACCAUGUAUUGAGCAAUCGGCCUUUGUUAAACCGAACCAUGCCCUCAGACCACAGUCAUGAGCACGAGCGGUUAGUAGAUGCAAUUGUCAACGGGAUUCGGUGUGCAACCAAUCCAGUGAUACUCGUCGGGGGGUACGGAAUUUUACACGGCGCAAAAAAAGAGCUUGACGAGUUUCUGCGCCAGCUCGAGCUCCCUAUCUUGGCCGCAGCCUCGGGGCUGAGUAUUGUUGAUGCAAGCCUCCCAUAUUUCUCUGGACUAUACGUCGGCUCGUGCUCAAGUCCAUCUGUUCUCAACCUGAUGGAAUCUGUUGAUCUGGUGAUUUCCAUCGGCAAUAUUCAGUCGGACCUCAGUACGUCCGGUUUCAGAGGGGUUGUGGAUAAGACAAAGUUGAUUGAGAUCGAAAGGACGAAGGCCAAGUUCAAGGGAGAGAUAUUUGAAGGGGUCUGCGUGAACAGCAUCCUGGGUGCAUUAAGCGCGAAGCUUGGUAGAAAUUUACCACCCACGACGACCACUUCAAUGAAGACAUCAGUUUGUGUUGAUAUCAGCCAUCAAAGACAGUCUUUUCCCACCAGCGAUGGGAAAAUUCAGAACAGGCAAUUAUCUACUGAGCACAUAUCAAGAUUCAGCUCUGGUUGUGAACUUAUGUCUUACCUGCGACGCUGUGCCUCCUUCAUCCCCAGCCUGUGGUCUCAAUCCUUUAUCACUGAGUAUGUUAUCAAAAAGCAACACCCAAUCACCCACGACUGGCUGUGGGUAAACCUAAGCAAAUGGCUGAAGCAAGGAGACAUCAUUCUUACAGAAACAGGCACAUCGAGCUUUGGGAUCUGGAAUACAACACUUCCUGCAGAUGCCAUUUUCAUUGCCCAGUACCUCUGGUCAAGCAUCGGUUACACGAUAGGGGCUUGUGAAGGGGCAGCGCUAGCAGCUCGGGAUUCCGACAAAAAGCAUAGACGCACCAUUCUCUUCAUUGGCGAUGGCAGCUUCCAGUGCGGAUGCCAAGAAUUGAGCACCAUUAUCCGCCACGGCCUUAACCCUAUAAUAUUCAUCAUAUGCAACAAUGGUUACACUGUCGAGCGACUGAUACAUGGACAAAAGCAGACCUAUAAUGAUAUCCAGCCAUGGGAUCAUCGACUUCUGCCUGCAGUCUUCGGUGCAGCGCCAGCCACCUACGAAACUCACCGGAUUGAAACAACCGAGGAGCUCGAAGCACUCUGGCGUCGUGAAAGCUUCACCGACUGUUCAGCCAUGCAGAAAAUUUUCAAAACACUCGAUAUGGACUCUCACUGUGCGCUUGUAACUGGACCGGUUGAUUCGCCGCUUUGGCUUACGACAACUGUCGCUGAUGUUGUCAAUGAUCAAGCAACCAAGUUCGGCUUGAAAGAUCUCGCUGUUUUUCCAUGGCAGGGUGUUAGACUCUCUUAUUCCCGACUCGCCGAGCGUGGCAGAUUGGUAGCCAGGGCUUUACUCUACUCAGGAGUUAAACCAUUUGACUGUGUUGCUAUUUUGGCUGGAAACCGGUUUGAAUAUCUUGAAGUCGUCGUCGGAGGUGCCAUGAUUGGGUGUUCUGUUUUGGUACUCCAGACCACGUACAAACCAUGGGAGUUAUACAAUGCGCUUGAGAAGACGAAAUGCCGCGCUCUAUUUAUUGCUUCCAUAAUCGGAUCUCGUAAUAUGAAUGAGCACAUUGAGCUUUUGAGCUCCACAGCUACACGCUCUUCAUUAUUGGGCUUGGAUCGAGUCAUUACCUUUGGCAAGAAGCCCUGUGUUGAGCAGCCUAUUUUCAAUGAAGAUUAUGAGGAUUUCCUAUCCUCUGCUCCUGAGACUGCUAAGUCAUAUGGUUUAUAUGAUGCGGCGGCUGCGUCGGUCAAGCCUUCAGAUAUUGCCAGCUUGCAGUUUACUUCUGGUACAACAGGCGCAGCAAAGGCAUCAAUGCUAACACAUAUUAAUAUCCUCAACAAUGCACGUUUUGUUGGCCAAAAUCUCCGACUAACACCAGAUGACAACAUCUGCUGUCCACCACCACUUUUCCAUUGUUUUGGACUCGUGAUGGGCUUCCUUGCAUCUCUGAUCCACGGCUGUACUAUCGUGUUCCCCUCAGACCACUUUGACGCCAACCUCGUGCUCGAUUCAAUCGUCUCCGAAAAAUGCACAGCAAUCUACGGGGUACCAACGAUGUUCAUCGCUGAACUCGAGGCCAAUCAGAUCCAAAAGCGCAAUAUCCACUCUUUACGCAAAGGCCUGGCUGCAGGAUCUACAGUUGCAUUAACUCUCAUGAACAAGUUGAAAGAGCAACUAGGCAUUGAGACGAUGUUGAUCGCGUAUGGAAUGACUGAGACCAGUCCCGUUACUUUCAUGUCCAGCUUUGAAGAUCCCGUCGAGAUGCGUGUUCGGACUGUUGGUCGAGUCAUGCCCUAUACGACUGCUAGAAUUGUCAACAAGGCUGGUCAAAUAUUGGGCACCAAGCAAAGGGGGGAGCUUUGCUCAUCGGGUUAUGCGUUGCAGAGGGGCUAUCUAGAUGAUGAGGAGAGGACCAAUGAUGUUAUGAAGAAAGACGAAAAUGGAGUUGUUUGGAUGCAUACCGGUGACGAGGCGAUGAUCGAUGAUCUUGGAUAUUGUCAUAUCACGGGACGGAUCAAGGAUAUCAUUAUUCGAGGUGGAGAAAAUAUCUUCCCCAACGAAAUUGAAGAGCGAUUGCUCGCUCAUCCGUCCAUUGCAGAAGUAUGUGUAAUUGGGACGCCAGAUCCCAAAUAUGGCGAGGUGGUAGGCUGCUUUCUCAAGGCUUCCGAGGGCUCUAACUGCAGGCCUGGGCUACAGGAAAUUCAGGAUUGGGUGAUGCUCACUAUGGGGUGGUCUCGCACUCCGCAGGUUGUCUUUUGGGUUGGUGGGGAUGAUGGAAUAUGUCUUGAUUUCCCCAAAACUGGGAGUGGAAAGCACCAGAAACAUUUGUUGCGAGAGUUGGCUGCUGGGUAUUGCAAGAGUCAUUCUGUUGGUAUCAGGAGCGAGGUGUAG